Molecule: messenger RNA, 1112 nt
Organism: Magallana angulata
Lineage: Eukaryota; Metazoa; Mollusca; Bivalvia; Ostreida; Ostreidae
Product: INO80 complex subunit C-like
Exons: 5
Coding region: 51-626 (191 amino acids)
Biological process (GO): chromatin remodeling
Cellular component (GO): Ino80 complex
Source: RefSeq, a predicted model, not a curated record
UUAACAUUUACAUAGCAAUGUUAAUAUCCUGUGACAUAAACUGAGAGAAAAUGAGUGCUAAUCGAAGUAAGAGAAUCAUUAAACCUCCGAGGACAAUCAGUCCAGAGACCACGCCAACGAAAAGGAAAAGAGCUUCGGUCACUAGUGAGCCCUCACCAAAGCAGAAGCCCCCAGAAGCUCCAAUCCAGGUGAAAACGGAAGUGAAAGUAGAACCAGUGAUUGAAACAGAGGAAGUCGUGGUCACCACAGACAGUCAAGACAAACUGUCAACAGAGACCCAGGAUAAAAUACCCAUAUUCAAAAAUCCCACUUUUGUUCACUCAACUAAAGGUAAUGCUGGAAGCAAAAAGACGAGAGUUUGGAAAAACCUUAAACAGAUUGUAGCAGCUGAAAAACUAUUGCCAUGGAAACCUGAUGAUGUCACAUAUGGUUCUAUAGAUGCGCCCCCUUCAUUUAAGCCGGCAAAAAAAUAUUCUGAUAUUUCAGGUCUACCAGCCUAUUAUACUGACCCCGAGACUAAACUGAGAUAUGCUACAGCAGAAGAAUUCUCUCGCAUCCGAGUCAUGACUAGUGAUGUUGUCUCAGGCUGUCUCGCUCUUAGACGAGCUACCACUGUUGUUCCGUGAAAUUCUUAAGACCAGUAUGAGCUUUUAAAGUGUGUAAUUCUUGAUCUGCAUGAAUGGCUUUGAGAGAAGAAAGGACCAAUACAAGUGUGUCUUAAUGAAAUUAACACUGUUGGGUUAUGUAAAACAACAAUGGAAGAAAAUGUUUGAUAAUUACAAUGAAAAUUUUCUAUACGAUAAAUGAAUAAUAAGGUCAGCAUUAUCGUAUUUCAACAUAGACAUUUUUGCUUUGAAUGGAUAAACUUUCAUUCCUAUAAGCCAGUGCUUGAAAUGACUGUAAAAAAUGAAAAUAUCUCUUCAGGCAUUGUGUAAAAUGCUGCCAUGUUAAUUUAUUUUAUUGUCACAUUAAAAAAGGGGAGUUAAUCAACCUUUUAAAGUAAAAAAAGAGGAGAAUAUUAAAGUUUUCUCCCUGUUUAAAUUUUGCAAUAGAAUAAAAAUCAGUAUGUGUUCCCUGCAUCAUGCUUCAAAAUUUCUGGCUAGGAAACAAAA